This is a messenger RNA of Elephantulus edwardii (Cape elephant shrew), 3662 nucleotides long. It is a transcript of the gene CTNNA2, whose product is annotated as catenin (cadherin-associated protein), alpha 2. Gene Ontology annotation, biological process: cell-cell adhesion; cell migration. Gene Ontology annotation, molecular function: structural molecule activity; actin filament binding; cadherin binding. The transcript is spliced from 18 exons. Bases 5 to 2866 code for a protein of 953 amino acids. The record is from RefSeq and is a predicted model, not a curated record. Lineage: Eukaryota; Metazoa; Chordata; Mammalia; Macroscelidea; Macroscelididae. Gene Ontology annotation, cellular component: catenin complex; adherens junction; actin cytoskeleton.
AAGCAUGACUUCGGCAACUUCACCUAUCAUUUUGAAAUGGGAUCCCAAAAGUUUGGAAAUCCGUACUUUGACAGUGGAAAGGCUGUUGGAGCCACUUGUUACACAGGUGACGACCCUUGUCAACACAAGCAAUAAAGGCCCAUCUGGCAAAAAGAAAGGAAGAUCUAAAAAAGCCCAUGUACUUGCUGCUUCUGUAGAACAAGCCACUCAGAACUUCCUGGAAAAGGGUGAGCAGAUUGCUAAAGAGAGUCAAGAUCUCAAAGAAGAAUUAGUUGCUGCAGUGGAAGAUGUGCGCAAACAAGGUGAGACAAUGAGGAUCGCCUCUUCAGAGUUUGCAGAUGACCCGUGUUCCUCAGUGAAGCGUGGCACCAUGGUCCGGGCAGCCAGGGCUUUACUAUCAGCCGUCACACGCCUGCUCAUCUUGGCAGACAUGGCAGACGUCAUGAGACUUUUAUCUCAUCUGAAAAUAGUGGAGGAGGCCCUGGAAGCUGUCAAAAAUGCUACAAAUGAGCAAGAUCUUGCAAAUCGCUUCAAAGAAUUUGGAAAAGAAAUGGUGAAGCUGAACUAUGUAGCAGCAAGAAGACAACAGGAACUGAAAGACCCUCACUGUCGGGAUGAGAUGGCAGCUGCCCGAGGGGCUCUGAAGAAGAAUGCCACAAUGCUGUACACAGCAUCCCAGGCUUUUCUCCGCCAUCCAGAUGUGGCAGCCACAAGAGCCAACCGAGAUUAUGUGUUCAAGCAAGUCCAAGAGGCCAUUGCUGGCAUCUCCAAUGCUGCUCAAGCUACCUCGCCUACUGAUGAAGUCAAAGGCCACACGGGCAUCGGCGAGUUGGCUGCAGCUCUGAAUGAGUUUGAUAACAAGAUUAUCCUGGACCCCAUGACGUUCAGUGAGGCCCGGUUCAGGCCAUCCCUGGAGGAGAGGUUGGAGAGCAUCAUCAGUGGUGCAGCUCUCAUGGCGGACUCGUCUUGCACGCGGGAUGACCGGCGUGAGAGGAUCGUGGCGGAGUGCAACGCGGUGCGUCAGGCGCUGCAGGACCUGCUCAGCGAAUACAUGAACAAUACUGGAAGGAAAGAAAAAGGAGAUCCUUUAAAUAUCGCAAUUGAUAAGAUGACCAAGAAAACAAGAGACCUAAGGAGACAGCUCCGGAAAGCAGUGAUGGAUCACAUAUCAGAUUCUUUCUUGGAAACCAAUGUCCCUUUGCUAGUUCUCAUUGAAGCUGCAAAGAGUGGCAAUGAAAAGGAAGUGAAAGAAUAUGCCCAGGUUUUCCGUGAACAUGCCAAUAAACUGGUGGAGGUUGCCAACUUAGCCUGUUCCAUAUCCAACAAUGAGGAAGGAGUGAAGUUAGUAAGAAUGGCAGCCACUCAGAUUGACAGUCUGUGCCCUCAGGUCAUCAAUGCUGCGCUCACACUAGCAGCCCGACCACAGAGCAAAGUUGCUCAGGAUAACAUGGAUGUGUUCAAAGACCAGUGGGAGAAGCAGGUCCGAGUCUUGACCGAGGCUGUAGACGACAUCACCUCAGUGGAUGACUUCCUUUCAGUCUCAGAAAAUCACAUCUUGGAAGAUGUUAACAAAUGUGUGAUAGCACUCCAAGAGGGAGACGUGGACACCCUGGAUCGGACUGCAGGGGCCAUCAGGGGCCGAGCAGCCCGAGUAAUCCACAUCAUCAAUGCUGAGAUGGAGAACUACGAAGCCGGAGUUUAUACUGAGAAAGUGCUGGAAGCUACAAAAUUGCUCUCUGAGACAGUGAUGCCACGCUUUGCUGAACAAGUUGAGGUUGCCAUUGAAGCUCUGAGUGCCAACGUCCCACAACCAUUUGAGGAGAAUGAAUUCAUUGAUGCCUCUCGCCUGGUGUAUGAUGGUGUUCGGGACAUCAGAAAGGCUGUGCUGAUGAUCAGGACACCAGAAGAACUAGAAGAUGAUUCUGACUUUGAGCAAGAAGACUAUGAUGUGCGUAGUCGGACCAGUGUGCAGACUGAGGAUGACCAGCUGAUCGCAGGGCAGAGCGCCAGGGCCAUCAUGGCACAGCUACCACAGGAGGAGAAGGCAAAAAUAGCUGAGCAGGUGGAGAUUUUCCACCAAGAGAAGAGCAAGCUGGAUGCUGAAGUCGCCAAAUGGGAUGAUAGUGGCAAUGACAUCAUUGUGCUGGCCAAGCAGAUGUGCAUGAUAAUGAUGGAGAUGACGGACUUUACCAGAGGCAAAGGCCCGUUGAAAAACACAUCUGAUGUCAUUAAUGCUGCCAAGAAAAUUGCUGAAGCAGGUUCUCGAAUGGACAAAUUAGCCCGUGCUGUGGCUGAUCAGUGUCCUGAUUCAGCCUGUAAGCAGGAUUUAUUAGCCUACCUUCAACGAAUUGCCUUGUAUUGUCACCAGCUCAAUAUCUGCAGCAAGGUGAAGGCAGAAGUACAGAAUCUGGGAGGAGAACUCAUUGUGUCAGGGACAGGAGUUCAGAGCACUUUCACUACCUUUUAUGAGGUAGAUUGUGAUGUCAUAGAUGGGGGCAGGGCUAGUCAACUUUCUACCCACCUCCCAACCUGUGCUGAGGGAGCUCCAAUCGGGAGUGGAAGCAGUGAUUCCUCCAUGCUGGACAGUGCCACAUCCCUCAUCCAGGCAGCUAAAAAUCUCAUGAAUGCCGUGGUCCUCACAGUGAAAGCAUCCUAUGUGGCUUCAACCAAAUAUCAGAAGGUCUAUGGGACAGCUGCUGUCAACUCACCGGUUGUGUCUUGGAAGAUGAAGGCUCCAGAGAAGAAGCCCCUUGUGAAGAGAGAAAAACCUGAAGAAUUCCAGACGCGAGUUAGGAGGGGCUCUCAAAAGAAACACAUUUCACCCGUACAGGCUUUAAGUGAAUUCAAAGCAAUGGAUUCCUUCUAGGAAGAUAGGCUUUAACAAGAAAGCAGUUUGGUUAUUUUCUCCUCUUUCAUUUUCUAUUUGAUUCCAUUUUUGUAUGCGUACUUGCCAACUCAUAUGCCUCUGGCAUGGGGAAAUUAAGGAAACUGUCUGAUUGCAUGUAAGACAAGAUGUGAUCAAUACUGCUGAUCCAUCUGUAGCCCAGGCGGGGCCAGGAGACGUCUGUCCUGAAGUGGCACUAAACUGUCCUUUUCGAUAUUCUCAUAAAAUUGGGCACAACGAGUUUGCAUCACAAUGUUUAUGGGGGUGGGGGAUGGGGGAAAUAAACUUAACUCUUCAAAAGCAAACUGUAAAUGCAUGCAAGACUCAUUAGGUUGGCAGGUAUAUUAAUAAGUGAAAAAUCUGGAAGUGUAAUGGUAGAACAUAAAGCUUGUAUUGCUUCUGUAUCAGUGCAAAAAAAUGUACAAGCCAAUAUGCUUAAGUGUGUGGCCCACAAAUGGAACAAUUUAACUUUGAAGUUAUAUCCUUAAUAUUAUGUGACUUUUCUAAAAGGGGAAAUUAAUGAAUACAACCUACUAUGCUUCUUUUAAUCUGCAUUUUGUUCUUUCUCUUGUAGUAGUAAUACCAUUACUAGUGUUCACGUUACUAAUUUUUUUCUGAAAUAAUAAAUCAGCAUUUAUUUUCCACAACUAAAAUCCUUCCAGUUGCACUGGAAGUAUGCUUUCAUUUUAUAUAUUUUUGAGUUGAAAUGUGAUUUCUCUAGAUAGGAGGCCUGGUUGUGGAAAGUUAGAUCAAUUAAAAUUGAUAAUGUGUGAAAGUU